AUGGUCACACAACUGCAACAUACAACGCCAGAGCAGGACGCCCACCAGAGGCUGCGCGAGUCCGUACAGCGCAUCGUCCUUGAGGAAACUCAGGGCGGCAGGCGCAUCGUCCGCAGCGUCGUCACCAUCAUGGAGGGCGACGCGCCCGGCAGCACACCCUGGCACCAGCUCGAAGCCGCAAAGUUCCUGCUGAAGCUCGGCUUCGAGGACGCCCGCGAAACUCUCGGCAGCAUCCACAAGCAGGGCAGAAAAACUCCUCCCGCUUCUCAGUCCGUCAUUCCCGCGCAGGCGGGAAUCCAGGGGUGGAGUGGUGCGCCAGGUGAGGGUGACUCACAACAAUCCCACAUCAACCCCGAGCAGGUAAAGCUGAACAAGAAGCUCGUCCGCCACAUCCGCGUCGACACCGGCGACGGCACUUCUAUGGUCAAGUUCCUCAUAGAUGUCGUAGAAGGCAACGAGCCUGAUGCAAGAGUCCGAGACAGGAUUGAGGCAGCCAAGGUGCUAUUGCAUCUCUGCUUCGACAACCCCGCUCAGCCCGACCCUGAGUUCAUGAUGUACUACGCGCCCUGCCACCCCGACUGCCUCUGCGUCUGCAAGGACCUCCCCGAAGACCACCCGGAAGUCGUGCAGGCACACACCCCUCCCACCGAAGAGCAGCGCGAGCAGUGGGCAGGGGAGGCGGAGAUGAUGGAGCGGGCAGCGGAAUCGGCGGAGCUGAAAGCGGCACAGAAAGCCAGGGCAGACAAAGACUGGAAGCUCCAGCAGUACCACUCCCCGGAUACAGUUGAGGAAAGGCGCCUCGAAAGAGAAGAACUCCGCAAGAAGCGUCAGAUCAGGCGCGAAGAGGAGCAGGAGCACGACCAAGAGCGCAGGCAAGAGAUGGAACUAGAGCACAAGCAAGAGAUGCAACUGGCGCGCGAGCAGGAGCUGGAAACGGUGCGCCGGCGCGAGCGCCUAACCGAUGAAGAAGCCAGAAGUGAACGCGACCUCGAGCACCAGCAAGAGCUCGAACGAGACCACGAGCGACUGCAGGCAAUAACACACGCCCGCAGCCCCUAG
Geodia barretti is the source of this 1059-nucleotide messenger RNA. The record is from the annotation of a GenBank genome assembly. Lineage: Eukaryota; Metazoa; Porifera; Demospongiae; Tetractinellida; Geodiidae.